Messenger RNA from Talaromyces rugulosus, 6321 nucleotides. RefSeq lists its product as uncharacterized. The transcript has 11 exons. Lineage: Eukaryota; Fungi; Ascomycota; Eurotiomycetes; Eurotiales; Trichocomaceae. Gene Ontology annotation, biological process: intracellular protein transport; vesicle-mediated transport. Gene Ontology annotation, cellular component: clathrin adaptor complex. The record is from RefSeq and is a predicted model, not a curated record. Bases 1 to 6321 code for a protein of 2106 amino acids.
AUGCGGUUUAACACUAAACUUUUCUUCUGUCUUGUUUCGCUGGGCUCUUUAGUGAGCGCUAGCGACGAUACUCUUAUCAAGAGACAAGAUGUCACGACGACGAGCAUACCGGAUACACAUGUCACCACACAUACAAACACGCAUUCUGAAUUGACUACGUCGGUUUCUACUACUACGACAGUACUUCCAGCUGUCUCGACAUCGAUGAUUGAUAUCCACACCGACAUAGUUUCGGGUGCUGCGCCGACUUCAGCAUCUUCAUUGAAUUCCACCAGCGAUACGUUCGAUGGGGUUGGCCUUCCCAUUCACCCGACAAUCACCCCGGCGAUUGCCAUUUCCGGCGUCGUAUUGAUCAUAACGGGCAUCGCUUACAACUUGAUUGGCAUCAAGAAUUUAUGGAUCCAUGUCUUUCUAUCUGCUGCGUUUCUAACGAGUCUAUCAAUCGUAGUCUUGAUUGAAUACGUCAUGAAUCCUCCCGUGUCCGAUGGGGUUCAAGGGGCGUACUUUGUCGCCGUCUUUUUCCCCGGACUCAUUUUCGGCGGCGUUUCUCUAGUUUUCAAAGAAUUGACAGAAGGCCUCGGCUGUCUCCUGGGCGGAUUCUGUCUCAGCAUGUGGUUUCUGUCACUGAAGGAAGGGGGUCUAUUGACCAGUACAACCGGCAAGGGUGCUUUUAUCGGCGCCUUUUGUGUGGUCGCAUAUGCCUUUUCGUUUACCUCUUAUACAAGGCCGUAUGCACUGAUAGUCUCCACUGCUUUUGCUGGGAGUACUGCGGCUAUUUUGGGUAUUGAUUGCUUCAGUCGGGCAGGGCUGAAGGAAUUCUGGCUGUAUAAUUGGGGAUUGAACGACGACGUAUUCCCCCUAAACACAACAACAUACCCCCUUACAAGAGGCAUACGCGUCGAGCUAGCCGCCAUUAUCGUCGUCUGUUUACUAGGCCUGCUCUCACAAUUCCGACUGUGGAAAGUCAUCCGCGAAAAAAGGGAGAAGAAGGAAGCCGCACUUGCAGAAGAACAGCAAAAGAACCACGAAGCCGAGCUCGAGCUGGGCCGUACGCUCGAGGAAAAGAAACUGCACGAUUUGGCCCGCUGGGAGGCGGUUUAUGGAGAGCCAUCAUCAUCCAAGCAGCGUGAGUCGACGAUUGCAGAAAAUUCAUCAGUCACUGUUUCGCCUGGAUUGCAUCGGAUGCAUUCGGCGCCGAAUAUUCUGCACAAGGACUCGGAGGCUGGAGUGGAAAUUGUUGGAUUGUCUGUGCGAGGAGGGAAUAAGGGUUCUCUUGCGGAAAGACAUGAAGGGAAUGCCAAAGAGGCUAACAUGAUUGAUGAAGAAGAGGACACGAAGGAGACGGAAGAAUCAAAGUACUCCGAAAAGCCCGAAACACAUGAUGUCGAUGAAGGUGAAGAGCGUGAAAACGUGGAUGAAACAGCAGAAAGGGCUCCUGUCCGAGUUCCAACGCCACUUCAAUGCCCCCAGUCGCCCCCCUUUAAAAUCCCAAACCCCAACGACACAAAUAAUGAAGAUGAUGUUCAUUCAAUCCAAGCUAUCGUAGAUGACGGCGACUCGACCGCCAAUCGCUUAUCGAGGAGACUAUCGGGGCUGUCUAUACUACGGCGAAUGUCACUCAGAAAUAGUUCACGCAGAAACAGUCGUCAGAUCACGUCUGAGUCACAGGAAAUGCUUGUUCCCCAGUCUCCGUCGAACCUGCCUAGUCCGGCAUCGUCAGUGGAGGGAAUUCCCGAUAAUAUUUCUUUUGAAAUGCAGAACACAGAAGCUCAUGCAAAUCUUGAUGCAGAAACUAACCAGGGAAUCCAUGAGGAUCGUGAUAAUGCAUUGAAGGAAUCCACACCCGGUGACUCAGACGCAAAACUCGACGCAGCUGUCGAAGAUCAAAACAACACACCAACAGCUCAUGAAGAUGGUCAAACUCAACCAGACCAAACUGCAAUUCAAAACACUACAGAGAAAGGGACAGACGAAAAACAAAAUGAGGAGCAACCUCACGGCCUGGGUCUUUCUUCCGCAAAACGCCGUCAUACAUUUGAUGGCGGUGCAUCCCCCUUCCUAGAAGUCGCUCCAGCAACAGCCAGGAGUCAGGUCACUAGCACAGCAGAGUCGGGCUUUGGGAAAGAUAAGCUAGCCAAGAGUCCCAAACUGUCUCAAAAAGGCCAGCUUCAACCUCAAUCUAGCUCCAACUCCCGGCCGAGUACUGGGAAGAAAGAGAGUCUUACGGCCGGGGCUGUCGAGCAUCUGCCUAGUCAUGUUUCCCCGCUCAUCAUGUCCUAUCGUACGAAUGAAUGGGCAAAGCACUUGUCCGGUGCGGAGACCCCUGCCCUUGAAGAGAUUGAACUGAGUUCGACGCUCGGAAAUUCGAACGAAGAGACCACUGUGCCGGUCAAGGUCGAGGAGUUGACACAGACUGCCACAACUGCCGCGCCACCUCCUGCAAAUGACAGACGUGCGUCUCUUCCGGAGAAGCUCGAUACUGUUCAUCGGACUCCAUCAAAUAUCAGCAAACGGUCGGCGCGAGAAGGCACGCCUCCACGGUCACCCACCAUCUACUUGGACAAUGCAGCCAUUCAUCCGGCAAAUGCUCACGCAGCAUCUAGCCCAAAUCUCUUACUUGUAAAUACAAACCUUUCUCCUCCAUCCACUGGUAUUCCGGGCGGUUUCCGCAGCUCAUCCACUCCAUUCUUGGGGACAUCACUGGCCACGUCACCUAUAGAUGAAAGCCAGGAGGUGAAUUAUGACAGCCGGCCGGUGGAACGGUCAAUGUCACUUAUGGCACAGCGAGAACAUAUGGUCCAGUCUCGCCUAUCGUCUCUGUCCCUCACUCGUCAUUCCUGGAUACCACCGCGGUCUCAAUCUCGACAGUCUGGAGACGAGGAUCUUCGUUCGCCCACAGGCAGUCAACUAAGCUUGGCAGACGACGGCGACGAUAUGCCUCUUGCACAGCGACGUGCUUUGCUACGGCAGCAAAGCAUUCCCCCGGUGAACAUGCCUGCAACGACAGAGGAUCCAGGUAGAUCGGCAGUGGACGUUUACCCAGCCACUGCUCGACUCUCUCGGGACUCGAGAGGAAUAGUGCCGUCCAAGUCGAUGAAAAUGGCUGCCUGGCGCGAGUCCCUUCAGGAAGACCUCAGUCGGUCUCAGACGCCGCUCGACGACGUGCAUGCUGCUCGACAGGGGAUGAUGGACCAACAACGCAAAGCCCAGAUUGCAAACACGCAACGGGUGUUGGCGUCUGAGAAUCUGAACAAUUCUAUCGCCGAGCGUAUGCGACGAGGAGAAAUGCAGGACGUCCACCGGGAGGCGAUGAGACGCAUGCAAGCCACGGCUAACCGGAAAGCACAGGACGGUUCUACGACUGCAUUGUCUCGUUUCAACCCGAACGACUCCAACGAGAAGGCACAAUGGCUCCGUACGGACGGCUUAGACCGUGUCCAUGAUCCAGCGCGUUGGUCCUGGGGCCCCGGGACGCAUCGGAAGUUGUGUGUAGAGAGCAAGUACAGUACCAGAGGGCAUGGGUCCCGACUCGCCCCUUUCCCGCCGCCGCCGCCCCGAGACUUCUGCUUCUGCUUCUGCCGCGCUCUCGUCCUCCCGAUCCUCCUCUCCACCCCCCCGUUCGCCCUCAUUUCGCGUCUCGAGACUGCUGUCUUCGAUUCUCGCGUUCGGUGCGCUUCUACAAACACGGCUUCCCCCGCCCGCCACGAGUUUUCUCACAACCUAUCACCGCUGGCGGCGAAAAACUCCCAUCGCGAUCUCGAUCUAAACAUCCAAAUUGCUACACCACAACCGGUACAUCACGCUCCAGACACUCAUGUCCGCGGCCAUCGCCGACUGUCCUCUCGAAACCGCGGCUCUUUUUCGUGCAAGAACAAUCCCCAACCCAAGGCUGUUCCCGCUGAAAGCGCAGUAACAUACGCCUCUCGCCUGUGGAAUCCCAUCAACCACGUUCCCCGGACCACUGUUGUCACCUCACCGCAUCUCGCACACGCUUCCGACGAAGACGUCCGAACCGCCCGUGACGCAUAUCCGCUGCUGUCGAUCCCCGAACAGCGCCGAAGUCGCCAGACGCCUUCACCGACGGUCGAACACAGUGCAGCCGAGUCCGAAAGUGGCCGUACAAGUAUUGCUCUGCCACGUAGUCGGCGGCGUAGCGUUCAGCUGAACGUGGAGGAAUCGGCCGAGAUGGCUGAAGGCCAGGAGAGCCAGGCGGCUGGGCAAAAGUUGCAGCCGGACGACGGAGUUACGCAUGCUCCGCGCCACGUACAGUCCAAUUCGUCUCUUCGGAAUUCGACCUAUGCUGCGUACCCAGCCCAGGGGAACCAGAAUGCCGGCGGCGGCAGUCAGGCAGAGGUUGCAGAAGAGUUGGCCUGGGGACCCGCGCAUCCAUGCUAUCCACACCUGAAUCCGCAUGUGCCUUUGCACUCGGACGAAUUCACGGCGACGCGGAUUAUCCGCAUUCGUCGCGACUGGAUGAUCAAGGGCGACCUUGCGCCGACUUUUUCCAACCUCUACCCCGAAAUCCUCGACCCUCUGGUGUCUGAGCAGGAAUUCCGCCGUAUAGUUUCAAAGAUCAACACCGAGCUGGUCAGGGCCUUUGACCCGUUCUCAUUACGGAAUUGGUUAGAUGGUGCUAUUGGGCUGAUAACAGGCUGGGUGUGGGAUGACCUGAAUUUGCCGGGCAUCAAAAGCAAUUUACGCCGUGUAGAAGAUUGGCUCGACAAGUGGAAUCGCGAAGUCGGAUCCAAGGAGGGUGUACAGAUAUGGAGUCUGCGUCGAACGGCCUACAUGUCGAUAGACAUACAGAUUCCCGACCCGAAAAUCGGUCUGGUGAAUAGCGAAGCGCCUUCAGCGCCUGGCACCCGGCCGAACACUGGACCUACCGUCCGGACUCCUACUGCUACUGAAGAGAUCCAACUGUUAUCUCACAGAACUCGCCCAAACCGCACGACGAACCCGGUCACGAUGAUUUCCGGCAUUCUGGUCUUCAACCAGAAGGGCGAGAACCUGAUUUUCCGCGCCUUUCGCAACGACUGUCGCCCGCGCCUAGCCGACAUCUUCCGCAUCCAAGUCAUCUCCAACCCGCAGGUGCGCUCGCCCAUUCUGACCCUCGGGUCGACGACGUUUAGCCAUGUCAAACACGAGAACAUAUACCUGGUCGUGGUGACCAAGAGCAAUGCCAAUGCGGCGCUUGUCUUUGAGUUUCUGUACCGCUUGAUUCUGCUGGGAAAGGGGUACUUUGGCAAGCUGGACGAGGAGGCCGUCAAGAACAACUUUGUGCUGAUCUACGAGCUUUUGGAUGAAAUCCUCGAUUUCGGCUAUCCGCAAAACACCGAGACCGACACCCUCAAAAUGUACAUCACCACCGAAGGCGUCAAAUCGGCAAUUGCCAACUCGGCCUCGGAUUCCAGCCGGAUCACGAUGCAGGCGACAGGAGCGCUUUCAUGGCGACGGGCGGACGUGAAAUACCGAAAGAACGAGGCCUUUGUCGACGUGAUUGAGGACGUCAACCUGCUCAUGUCGGCGACAGGCACGGUGCUACGAGCCGACGUCAACGGGCAGAUUGUCAUGCGAGCAUACCUGACGGGCACGCCCGAGUGCAAAUUCGGACUGAACGAUCGAUUACUGCUGGACGGCGACAACAACUCGGCCCCAUCGGGCAACCGAGACGGCCGCACAAAGGCCACGCGAGCCGCAGCUGGAUCCGUCUCGCUGGAGGACUGCCAGUUCCAUCAGUGCGUCAAGCUGGGCCGGUUCGACGCAGACCGAACAAUCUCGUUUGUGCCGCCGGACGGCGAGUUCGAGUUGAUGCGGUACCGGGCGACGGAAAACGUCAACUUGCCAUUCAAAGUGCACCCGAUAGUGCGCGAGGUGGGCACGACCAAGGUGGAGUACAGCGUGGCCAUCAAGGCCAACUACGGCCAGAAACUGUUUGCCACCAACGUAGUCGUGCGCAUCCCGACGCCGCUCAACACAGCCAAGAUUACGGAGCGCACAACGAAUGGGAAAGCCAAGUACGAGCCGGAGCAUAACAACAUUGUGUGGAAGAUUGCGCGCUUCACGGGCCAGAGCGAGUUUGUGUUGACGGCCGAGGCGACGCUGACGAGCAUGACGCAUCAGAAGGCGUGGAGUCGGCCGCCGCUGAGUCUGUCGUUUAACCUGUUGAUGUUUACGAGCAGCGGGCUGCUGGUGCGCUAUCUAAAGGUGUUUGAGAAGAGUAAUUACAGCAGUGUCAAAUGGGUGCGAUACAUGACUCGAGCGGGGAGCUAUGAGAUUCGGUCUGUUUUCUCUUUUUUUUUUUUUACUCUGGUCCUUUUCUAA